This is a messenger RNA of Hyaloscypha bicolor E, 621 nucleotides long. RefSeq lists its product as uncharacterized. The transcript is spliced from 2 exons. Lineage: Eukaryota; Fungi; Ascomycota; Leotiomycetes; Helotiales; Hyaloscyphaceae. The record is from RefSeq and is a predicted model, not a curated record. Bases 1 to 621 code for a protein of 206 amino acids.
AUGGUGAAUGUUACAAGGGUUCGCUUCGAGAACCAUGAGAAUGCGAUUGGGAUUAGUGAGAGUGAACCGCGGGUCUCGUGGAGCUUUGAAAGUGAGGGGGACGAGAGAGAUUGGGUACAGAGAUCUUAUGAGUCGGAAAUUAGGAGGAAGAGUGGCGUUGAGAGGUUCAGAGGGGAGAGAUGUGAGGUCAUCGAGCCUGCAAUGCCUUAUGUUACCGCACCUGGGAAGCCACAUCGCCCUCUGGUUUUUAGACGGGAGGUGGAGGUGGGGCGGAAUAUGAAGGAGGCGGGAUUGUAUAUCACGGCCCAUGGGGUGUAUGAAGCGGCAAUUAAUGGGAGGAAAGUGGGAGAUCAUAUUCUAGCGCCUGGGUGGACGAGUUACGGGCACUGGCUGGUCUAUCAGACGUUCGAUUUUUCGGAGCACCUGGUUGUUGGCAGCAAUACUAUGGAAGUUGAUGUUACUGAAGGAUGGUACUUUGGGAAACUUGGGCGGGGGGUGAGAAGCUUGACUGGAGCGGCAAGCGGGCGGCGCCGCCCCCGCCCCCUGAACGAGCGAAGCGAAAUAAAUGUGGGGUCAGGGGCCUGGCGGGUCUGGGGGAAUAUUGAUCCGGAGCCCCUCUGA